CGUUCCAUUAACGCAAAAAUUAUGGACAAGAGAAUAAAAAAAUAAUAACAAAAAUAACAUAACAUAAAAGGACGAAGGAGGACUAGAAAAGUGAAACAUUGUUUAGUUGUCGUAGACUUGGUUGUGUUGUGGGUUCUGUCUUCUGAAUCUAACUAACAACAAACCAAAGAAGCAUAGAUAGAUCUAUAUCUAUCUAAAUCUAUUAGUACAAGUUACAAAAACGGAACAUAGUUUCAGUUUAGUACUAUAAGCAAAAUAUGAAAUCAUAUUACAAUGUUGUUUCUUCUCUCUUUCUUGUCACAAUAUUAUUAUUAUUUUUUACAUCUGUCAAAUGUGAAGACCCUUAUAGAUUCUUCACUUGGAAAAUCACAUAUGGUGAUAUCUAUCCUCUUGGUGUUAAACAACAGGGGAUCUUGAUUAAUGGCCAGUUUCCAGGGCCUCAAAUAGAUGCUGUUACCAAUGAAAACUUGAUUAUCAGUGUCUAUAAUUACCUCACUGAACCAUUCCUCAUUUCUUGGAAUGGCAUACAGCACAGGAGGAACUCAUGGCAGGAUGGAGUUUCUGGCACAAACUGUCCGAUCCCGCCUGGGAAGAACUUCACUUACACUCUCCAGGUGAAGGACCAGAUCGGUACCUACUUCUACUUCCCAUCACUUGGAAUGCAUAAAGCUGCUGGUGCAUUUGGUGGCAUCAGAAUUUGGAGCCGUCCUCGCAUUCCUGUUCCUUUUCCUCCUCCUGCUGGGGACUUUACCUUACUUGCUGGUGAUUGGUCCAAGCUAGGCCACCGCAGAUUGAGACGAGUCCUGGAGAAUGGCCACAAUCUUCCCUUCCCUGAUGGCCUUCUUAUCAAUGGCCGUGGUUGGAAUGGAAACACAUUCACUGUCGAUCAAGGUAAGACAUAUAGAUUCAGAAUAUCAAAUGUUGGGCUCGCAACAUCCAUCAACUUCAGAAUCCAAGGACACUCAUUGAAACUUGUAGAAGUAGAAGGAUCUCAUACCCUCCAAAACACUUAUUCUUCACUCGACAUCCAUCUCGGGCAGUCCUAUUCUGUGCUGGUCAUGGCUAACCAGCCUGUCAAGGAUUACUACAUAGUUGUCUCUACGCGAUUCACCAGACGAGUACUCACAACAACUUCCAUUCUUCAUUACAGCUAUUCACGCAUCGGGGUAUCUGGUCCUGUUCCUCCGGGCCCUACUCUUGAUGUUGUUUCAUCUGUCUUCCAAGCCAGAACAAUUAGGUGGAACCUGACAGCAAGUGGACCAAGACCAAACCCUCAAGGAUCUUAUCACUAUGGAUUGAUCAAGCCGACUCGAACCAUCAUGCUUGCAAACUCUGCUCCUUACAUAAAUGGCAAGCAGAGGUAUGCUGUCAACAGUGUAUCGUAUAUUGCGCCAGACACUCCAUUGAAACUUGCUGACUACUUCAACAUUCCCGGAGUUUUCUAUGUUGGAGGCAUCUCUACCUCGCCCACCGGAGGCAAUGCCUACCUCCAAACUGCUGUCAUGGGUGCUAAUUUCCAUGAGUAUGUGGAGAUUGUGUUCCAAAAUUGGGAGAAUUCUGUGCAAUCAUGGCAUAUUGAUGGCUAUUCCUUCUUUGUUGUAGGGUUUGGUAGUGGGCAGUGGACACCUAAUAGUAGAGGACGCUACAAUCUGAGAGACACUGUUGCUAGAUGUACUACUCAGGUUUAUCCGAGGUCAUGGACAGCAAUAUACAUGGCUCUUGACAAUGUUGGAAUGUGGAAUAUAAGGUCUGAGAAUUGGGAAAGGCAGUACUUAGGACAACAAUUCUAUCUUAGGGUAUACACACCUUCCAAAUCAUUGAGAGAUGAAUAUCCAGUCCCAAAGAAUGCUCUUCUUUGUGGCAGGGCAAGUGGUCGUGUCACAAGGCCUUUCUAGUUUAAUUAGGAUAGUUUAUAGUAUAUAUAUAUAACAUGAUGUCACGAGAGGGUGGCAUAAUGUUUAUAUCUAUAUGACAACUUUCUUCUUCUACUGAGUGAGAGUAUACACGCGGGAAAUUCAUUAUUCAAAGCUAGCUCACCUUGAGCUUCCACUGUUAGUCUCAUUUUUUUUUAAACAAGUGAAUGAUGAAGUAUAUGAAUAUGUAGUAAGUAUGAACUGUCAUCAUUUUUUCAAGUAUUAAUAAGAUUAGUUCAUUCUGUACUCUUUACUAGUAUUCCUAGUAUGUAACCCAUGCCUCCUAAGGGUAUCUUUAUCUGUAUUUUUUUUUUUUUUGGUUACAUCUUUAUCUGUAAUUGAUUGUUACAGAAUGCAUUUUUUU
Medicago truncatula (barrel medic) is the source of this 2277-nucleotide messenger RNA. RefSeq names its product L-ascorbate oxidase homolog. Gene Ontology annotation, molecular function: oxidoreductase activity; copper ion binding. The record is from RefSeq and is a predicted model, not a curated record. The coding region runs from base 258 to 1895 and encodes 545 amino acids. NCBI's taxonomy places the organism in Eukaryota, Viridiplantae, Streptophyta, Magnoliopsida, Fabales, Fabaceae. The transcript is spliced from 8 exons.